AGAAACAGUAAUUUCAGAAAGCUCAAACUCAAAAGCCACCUCCAGGUCUUCUAGUAAACGUGCAGACGCAGAAGCAGAUCUUGCAGCUAAGCUAGAACAGGCCAAUGCAAUGGAAGAAAUACAUGAACAACAAACAAAACUCAUUAAGCUGGAGAGUGAAUGGAAGCUUAAAGAGGCAGAGGUUAAAUUAAGACUAGAGGAGGAGAAAACAAAGCUACAACGGCUACAAGCGUCAAAGGAAGUAAAGGUAGCAGCAGCACGAGUCAAAGCAUACAAUGCCUUUGAUAAUGUUGAAAGUUGCAAUCAAGAGGUCGACAACAUAAUGCUGCCCGACUACCUAAAUACUGAUCUUCGAACUCCACUGUAUCCAAGAGCCCUGCCAUUUCAAUCUCAGCAAAGACCCCCCGAGAUGUUGAGAAAUCAAGAGGAGGUGAGUCUAACCCAAGCGCUUGCAAGCUCACUUAUUCUUAGUCGUCUGCCUGUACCAGAACCCUCCACGUUUACCGGUGACCCUUUAGAGUACUUGGAUUGGAAGACAUCCUUUAUGGCACUUAUCGGCCAGAAGCCCCUCCCUGUGUGUGAAAAAAUGCUAUACCUAAAGAGUUAUCUUGCAGGGGACGCACGCAGAGCAGUUGAAGGAUUCUUCUACCGAAACACUGAAGACGCAUAUAAGGGCAUUUGGAACGUGCUACAGGACAGAUAUGGAAAUCCAUUCAUCAUCCAAAGAGCUUUUAGGGACAAACUCACAAAAUGGCCAAAGGUAGCUGCAAAUGACCCCGCAGCGCUCAGAGAGUUUGCAGAUUUUCUGCAAAGUUGCGCCGAAGCCACUCCCCACGUUAAAGGCUUAGCCAUCCUCAACGAUUGUGAAGAAAAUCAUAAGCUCCUCAAAAAGCUGCCUGAGUCCAUGGCACAUAGAUGGAGUCGCAUUGUAGUGAACGAGUUAGACAAAUCUCAAGAGUAUCCAACCUUUGCUCGUUUCACAGAGUUCAUGCAGAAGGAAGCCAGAAUAGCUUGCAACCCCAUGGCCUCCCCCUUCCUGAUGAACAACAGAUUUGAAGACGAGAGAUUUCCCAAGAGAGCAAAAGCCCUAAACACGCACGCUCAAACAAAGUCCUUCAUCUCUGGCCCACCAGAAACCUCAGCCUCACAUCCAAGGCCACCUUGUUCAGUCUGUGAAGAUGAUAGUCAUGGUAUUGUUAAGUGCCCAACCUUUGCAGCAAGAACUGCUGAUGAAAAGAAGGUUUUCAUUCAGGAAAAUCGUCUUUGUUUUGGAUGCCUAAGGAAAGGUCACGUAAGUAAAGACUGCAAAGGACGUCACACCUGUAACAUAUGUAGCCGACGUCAUCCAACCUGUCUACACAUAGAAAGAGACCAAGUGCCUGUAGGAAACUCAAGGAGCAGCUUAGCAGCCUCAGGAGAUGGCGAUACCAAGGAUGUUCGUAAGGUUAUGGCACAUGCACUGACAAGGUAUAGUUCCGCCACAUCUAGCAUUGUCCCUGUCCUUGUGUCCACUACAACAGACCCCCAAAAGGAAAUCCUAACGUAUGCGCUUCUUGACACACAAAGUGACACGACUUUUAUCUUAGAAGAUCUAGUGUCUGAACUUAACAUGAGCACUCAACCGAUCCAACUCAAGCUCAGUACGAUGACAUCUGUGGACACAGUUAUAGCAAGUAAGGCUACAUGCGGCUUCCGUGUUCGUGAAUUUAACUCCGAGACCUGUGUGCAGCUAAAGCAAGCCUACACUCGGGAUUUCAUCCCAGUCGAUAAAUCUCACAUCCCAAACAGCACUUCAGUGGCCUCACCUCAAACGCCUAGCAAACAAACUACAGCCACUGCAACACUGUGAAGUGGGACUAUUAAUCGGUUACGACUGCCCAUCUGCACUAGCUCCUUUAGAGGUCAUUACAGGUACCGAAACUGAACCCUUUGCCCAAAGAACCGCCCUCGGCUGGAGCAUCAUAGGGUCAGCCAACCCACACCUCGACAGACAAGACUGCCAAAGCUUUGUGCACAGAGUUGCAGUUAAAGAAAUGCCAAUGCCACCAGUCACCGAUGUGCUCAAGGCCUUGGAGUCAGAUUUCAGUGAAAGGAGCUAUGAGGACAAGUUUGUGUCUCAAGAUGAUGUUCGCUUUGUACAACUCCUUUGUGGCACUAUAAGGCAAAGAGAAGAUGGACACUAUGAGAUGCCCCUUCCUUUCAAAGACAACAAUCCCCCUGCGCUACCAAAUAAUAACAGACUGGCUACAAUUCGGCUAGAACACCUCAAGAAGAAGUUAAAGAUCCACACGCAGUACUUCGAUCACUACAAAGCCUUUAUGGAAGAAACCAUCAGCAAUGGUGACGCUGAACCAGCCCCUGUAUCUUCUGAGGGAGAUAUUGUAUGGUACAUCCCGCACCAUGGGGUGUACCACCCUAGAAAGCCAGACAAACUCAGAGUUGUUUUUGACUGUUCAGCUAAGUUCCGUGGCAUCUCCCUUAACGACACUCUACUGACAGGUCCUGAUUUAACCAACUCCUUGGUGGGAGUACUCUGUCGUUUCAGAAAGGAAGCAAUGGCCGUGACCUGUGACAUUGAAAAGAUGUUCCAUCAAUUCUCUGUCUCACCUGAAUUCCGCAACUACUUAAGGUUCCUAUGGUGGGAGGGUGGUCAGUUGGAUACGGAACCCAAAGAGUAUAGGAUGGCAGUCCACCUCUUUGGCGCUGGCUCCUCCCCAGGAUGCGCAAACUUCGCCCUUAAGUAUCUGGCACAGCAACACAAGGUUGAUUACACUGCAGCAUCAGCUUUUAUAGAAAAUAACUUCUAUGUAGAUGAUGGUUUAACCAGUGUUUCAUCAGUUGAAGAGGCCCAAAAAUUGAUUGUUGAAGCUCAAGAGCUGUGCAAGAGUGGAGGCUUACAUCGGCACAAGUUCAACUCAAAUCAAAGUGACGUGCUCUCAUGUAUAGACCCUUCAGAAAGGGCAACAACCACUGGUCCCCUCAACCUUAAACCUGACAUGACACCAGAUGGACAUGUACUUGGCAUCCAGUGGUCAAUUGAGAAUGACACCUUCGGCUUCAACGUGGUCACAAAGGACCAGCAACCAACCCGCCGUGGUAUUUUGUCAAUUGUUGCAUCUCUUUACGACCCUCUCGGCUUCGUAGCUCCCUUUGUUCUCAGUGGCAAGUGUAUCCUGCAGGAGUUAUGUCGCCGUGGCAUUGGAUGGGAUGAUCUGCUUCCUGAAAUGUUAGCCCCACGGUGGGAGGAGUGGAAAAAUGGGCUACAAAUGUUGAAGGAAAUCACCAUACCCAGAUGUUACCAUCCUCCAGACUUUGGCAAAGUUGUCAAAGUGGAGCUACACCAUUUCUCCGACGCCAGCAAUGUGGGAUAUGGUGCAUGUUCAUACCUAAGAUACAAAAAUGAUGAAGAUUAAGUCCAUUGUUGCCUCGUAAUAGCAAAAGCGAGGGUCGCGCCUACAAAGCUUUUGAGCAUUCCAAGACUGGAGCUGUCAGCUGCAGUCACUGCAGCUAGGAUGAGCGUGAUGUUGAAAACCGAACUUGAAAUGCAGAUUGACAAAGAGUUCUUCUGGACCGAUUCCCAGGUAGUACUGGCCUACAUCAACAACGAGGCACGAAGGUUUCACGUGUUCGUUGCUAACCGCGUUCAACUGAUAAGAGAUACUACAGACCAAAGUCAGUGGCAUUAUGUCGAUACGACACAAAAUCCAGCCGACCACGCUUCUAGAGGUCUUCGUGCAUCAGAUAUUUCGUCAACAACCUGGCUGUCAGGACCCAAGUUUUUAUGGGAACCAGAAGUUCACACAUCACCAAACUCUUCACCAGAGCUGUUAGUUGGUGAUCCAGAAGUCAAAGCAGUUGAAUCGUUCACAACCCACACAAGUGAACAAAACGAUGUUCUGAGUCGUCUAUGCCAGCUUUCCAGUUGGUCAACUCUCAUAAAAGUGGUUGCAAGGAUCAAAAGAUUAAGGUGUAAAGCAGGUCAACAUGGCGACCUUGUGACUGUUGAAGAACGAAGGAAGGCCACUGAGAUGGUGAUCGCCCUCGUCCAGCAGCAAGCUUUCCCCAAAGAGCUGAAGUUACUGCGAAAUGGAGAUAGCCUCCCUAGCUCAAGUCCUCUUAUACGCCUCAACCCCAUUCUAGAUCAGGGACUUCUUCGAGUUGGUGGAAGGUUGAACAAAUCAAGUCUCAGUCAUGAACUAAAGCACCCAGUCAUUCUUCCUAAGGAUAGCCCCAUAAACAAGUUAGUUCUGUCACAUUAUCAUGCCAUGAUUUGUCAUCAGGGCCGCAGUCAAACCCUAAUGGAACUGAGAGCCAAUGGAUUUUGGACGAUUGGUGGGAGCAAAGCAGUCGCCAAGUUGAUACACGGAUGCGUUAAAUGCAGGAAACUCAGACGCCAAACUGAGGAGCAGUGUAUGUCUGAGCUUCCCAAAGAACGUGUUGAAGUCUCACCCCCUUUCACAUACACUGGCAUGGACUGUUUUGGUCCAUUCAUUAUCAAGAGGGGCCGCAAAGAGCACAAACGAUAUGGACUCCUCCUCACAUGUCUAUCUUCACGUGCAGUCCAUAUCGAAAUGCUUGAAGAUCUUUCCACUGACUCCUUUAUCAACGCCUUAAGGUGCUUCAUCAGUCUAAGAGGAGCCGUUUGCCAAUUACACUGUGACCAUGGCACAAACUUUGUAGGAGCUAGAAAUGAGUUCAGAGAAGCUCUCAAACAAUGUGAAACCAAGACAUUGGAAGCCUUCUUGGCUGACAAACAGUGCAAGUUCAUCUUUAAUGCCCCCUCUGCAAGUCACGCGGGCGGAGUCUGGGAGCGACAGAUCCGGACCAUUCGCGGGGUGCUAAACGCCACAAUUACUCAGUGUUCAGGCCGUUUGGAUGAGGCAUCUCUCAGAACACUGUUCUAUGAAGCUAUGGCCAUCGUUAAUAGUCGUCCUUUAACUGUGGAUGGAAUAAAUGACCCCAUGGCACCAGAGCCUCUGACUCCCAACCACCUGAUCUUGAUGAAGUCCAAGGUUGCGUUACCACCGCCUGGAAAGUUUGUGAAGCAGGAUAUGUAUGCUGCAAAGAGGUGGCGCAGAGUGCAGUACCUCACGGAACAGUUCUGGAGCCGGUGGAAAAGGGAGUACUUAAUGGAAUCUUCCACAAGGCAGAAGUGGCAUGUACCACGCCGGAACGUAAAAGUCAAUGACAUAGUCAUCAUCAAGGAGGACAUGCUACCAAGAAGCCAAUGGCAACUGGGGCGUGUGGUAGAAACCACAGAAGGAACUGAUGGUUUGGUUCGACGAGUCAAGGUCCAAAUAGGAGAUAAGACACUGACAAAGAAAAAGGGCCCAGCGUUCAAACCCUCAAUUAUUGAGAGGCCCAUUCAAAAACUUGUAUUAAUCCUUGAAAGUGGGUAAAUAUUAAUUUGUUUUCAUACGAGACCUGUUCAUACAUUUAGUCUCUUUAGUUCGGUCCUUUUGUAUGGUCAAGAAAUCUUGAAUGAUUCUCUCAGUGUUCAUCAGUACAUGAUUUGGUGGGAGUGUAACGGACCUAUUGUUGUAUCGACCUGUAUUGCGCCCCGGAACCUUUUAUUUACGUUUCACCCUGUACUCUUUUAGAGGCGCACAGCAACAUUCAUGGCGAUGCGUGUCUCGCGCGUAGUCGCGUCGAAAACUGUAUGAAGCAAGCUAAAGGCCAGACCCAUGAAUGUCCGGUGAAUUCAACUUUUCCCGCUCGAUUUACCGUCGUCUUGCACCCUUGACAAGCGGAGCGAGUUUCACGGUGCCAUAGCAACAAAAGAACAAAAGAAUAAAAGGUUGCACCCGUCAGAGACUCUCCGGUUAUUUUGUGUCAAGGGCUGCUACAAUUACAGUAGAAGGAACUGUAUUCAUUCUCGCUGUAUCUUAAAACAAAUCCCUUCCUCUCUUAACUGAGAGAGGUUAAGUUAAUUCGUAUUCAAGUUCCCACUGGAGCCAGUAAGUCUGGUUUUGUGACCAGGCCAAUCGACUGACUUCUUUGUUGUGUAGACUCGUUUAGAGCCAAACCUGCAGACAUGUCCAAUACCCACCCAUUGUAUUACAAAUUUACUUGGCCUAAGGUCACUCCCACUCCCUUCCCACAAUGAAAAUGUUCCCUAUAAGAAUCUUGUGAAUCUAUUGUCUCGGCGAAUGUGUUCUUGGUAAACUUUGCUGCCAGUACUUUUCCCAUGAUCAUGCCUUAAGAUUAAAUCAAAUAUUUCGCUGUCCGACGUGUCCGUGAGAGAACUUUCUCUUCAUCAAAACCACUACACCUGGGCUGCAUCCGAAUACUCAUACUUGCAUACUAUAUAGUAUGCAUUUUGUAGUACGCAAAAAAUAUAGCGCAUCCGAAUACUCAGUAUGCAUUCUGUAGUACGGAAGACGUUUCCGAAUGCGUACUACCGCCAAGGUAAACCACGGACUUCACUACGCUAUCCCACAAUGCAACAGGACUCUAGUAACGAACGAAGAAGAGAUGGCUGACUCGUCACCACCAGAAAGACGUCGUAGAAAGCGGCGAAAAAAAGAGACAUUAAAAAGAGUAAAAUAGUAAAGCAAGUAAUUAAGUAAAAAGAUACAUUUUUAAUUUGAUAGCAACGAUGACAAGACGGAAAACAGGUAACUUUUCGGCGAUGUUCGGAAGCGUUCGGAGGCGUUCUACGCAUAGCUGUAGACCGUACUACACAGUCAAGUGUAGUAUGGUCAAGUAGUAGACACUGGACAGAAAUAGUAUGUACUAAGUAUUCGGAUGCAGCCUACUCUUCAAAUCUGGACUAAAUGAUCACAGUGAGGCUAUACAUUAUGUAAAACAUAGUUUCAGAUUUGUGAAACCUUUACCCUAUUUGUGAAAAUGCAAUAAAGGCAUAUUUUAAUGCUUUUUAGGGGUCCAGACCGCAUUAGAACUGAUCCUGAUUAAAACCACUACACCUAGACUCUUCAAAUCUGGACUAAAUUAUCACAGUGAGGCUAUACAUUAUGUAAAACAUAUUUUCAGAUUUGUGAAACCUUUACCCUAUUUGUGAAAAUGCAAUACAGGCUCAUUUAGGGGUCCAGACCGCAUUGCUUUUUCACAAAUAGG
Messenger RNA from Gadus chalcogrammus (walleye pollock), 7077 nucleotides. RefSeq lists its product as uncharacterized. The transcript has 3 exons. The record is from RefSeq and is a predicted model, not a curated record. NCBI's taxonomy places the organism in Eukaryota, Metazoa, Chordata, Actinopteri, Gadiformes, Gadidae. Gene Ontology annotation, molecular function: zinc ion binding; nucleic acid binding. The coding region runs from base 110 to 1849 and encodes 579 amino acids.